CGCAAGCCUCUCGUGCCUUGCUCACCAUGCGCCUUCGUACAAGUCUUGAUCUCGUGAGACGCAUGUGCAUGCGCAAUACUUCUUGCAAAGAGGCAGUCGCUUGCAGCCUUUGUUCAGGACGCCAAAGCGACUAUCGCCGCUGAAAGCAUCAUGUCCGAAAACGGCUUGUUCGCGGCAUCUGCAACUGCGCAGUUUGGUAUAGGCGCAAAGAGGACAAUGUCGUGCGAAGAUCAGUGCAUUGAACACAAACGGACACUAUGCGUUUCCUCGCGUCUUUCGCUUUCGCGAGUGUCGCCUUAAGCGCGGCUGCAAAGGAGAUAGCUGCGCCAGGUUGGGACAAAUAUGCCGAAGAGCGCGGCUUUGCUGGUACAGAAGAUCCACGAGAGCUCGGCCACGGCGGGCUUGCGGCUCGCGAGGCGGAUGCAGAAGCAAUUGCGCAAUGGGAGAGCGCACACGGUGGCCAAGCAGGAGUCUACAAGCCGUAUGGUGGGCAUGACGUUCCAGCACACAUGGCCCGCCGCGAACCAUGGCAGAGUCAGGAUCAGUACAGCCAUGGCCAUCGCGCGCGCUCUAUACCAGCGCAGAACGGCCGCUACCAGGCGCGUGGAUCCAAUCAAGCCCAAGAUGAGGCGCAACCGCACGAGAUUUUCGGCGCGGAUCCUGCACACAUCGCUCGCGCUGUGAAGGACACGUGGGAUCUGUAUACCGGUAAAGCAGCAGACACGGUCAAGCACUUCGCCCGUGAGGCUGGGUUUGUCAAUCGGUACGGUACAGAAGAGGGGAGCGAGCACUUCGUACGCCGGGCUUUUGAACCAGUUAAGGAGGAUGAGAGGAUCUCUGUCGAUCGCUAUAACGACUACGCUGCUCCGGAAACCGAAGGCAAUGAACCAUCCGACGGCGAGGAGCAGGCUGAACACGCGACAUGGGACCAAGCGCAUAUCAUUGAGCACCAACGUCGCGAAGCCUCACAGUCUCACGACUUCCAUGCCGUUGACCGUCAAGGGCUCGGUGCCCGUCCAUACCAAGCUCGUGACGUUGAGGGUCGGCCAGCACAGCGGACGAGCUUCAGUAACCGCCUGCACGAAGCGCGGGAUCUCGGGGGUGGGUCGAGCGCAGGGCAGCGCGUGGGCUACAGCGUUCGUCCACGCCAGGCUCGCGAUGUAGAGAUCAAAGCUCAACAACGCAUGGGCGUCGGUGUCCGCCCGAUCCUUGCUCUUAAGAAUGAUGGGCCCCCGGGAUUUCCUACAGUUGGCAAGUCCGAAGAGCCAAAGAAGACUGGUGGGUGGGCUUUGUGGUAGGCGGCUUCGCAUAACGAAGGGUGCGUAGAAUGCGUUCGGCGUUAGAUA
Baudoinia panamericana UAMH 10762 is the source of this 1346-nucleotide messenger RNA. RefSeq lists its product as uncharacterized. NCBI's taxonomy places the organism in Eukaryota, Fungi, Ascomycota, Dothideomycetes, Mycosphaerellales, Teratosphaeriaceae. Bases 258 to 1298 code for a protein of 346 amino acids. The record is from RefSeq and is a predicted model, not a curated record. The transcript has 3 exons.